Messenger RNA from Nannospalax galili (Upper Galilee mountains blind mole rat), 4598 nucleotides. It is a transcript of the gene Itgam, whose product is annotated as integrin subunit alpha M. The coding region runs from base 14 to 3499 and encodes 1161 amino acids. NCBI's taxonomy places the organism in Eukaryota, Metazoa, Chordata, Mammalia, Rodentia, Spalacidae. Gene Ontology annotation, cellular component: integrin complex; external side of plasma membrane. Gene Ontology annotation, biological process: cell-cell adhesion; integrin-mediated signaling pathway; cell adhesion mediated by integrin. The record is from RefSeq and is a predicted model, not a curated record. Gene Ontology annotation, molecular function: integrin binding. The transcript is spliced from 30 exons.
UCCCACAGUUCACAUGCCUUUCAGGUUCUUGCUCCUUUCAGCCAUGAUUUUUAAAGUUCUUCUGGUAACAGUCCUGGCCUUAUGUCAUGGGUUCAAUCUAGACACUGAAAAUCCCAUGGCCUUCCAAGAGAAUGCAAGAGGAUUUGGGCAGAAUGUGAUCCAGCUUGGCGAAUCCCGAGUGGUUGUUGCAGCCCCCCAGGAGGCACAGGCUGCUCAUCAAACAGGUGUCCUCUACCAGUGUGACUACAGCACAGGCCAGUGUCAGCCCAUCCCACUGCAAGUGCCCCCAGAAGCUGUGAAUAUGUCCUUGGGCCUGUCCCUGGCUGCCACGACCAACCCCUCCCAGUUGCUGGCCUGUGGUCCCACUGUGCACCAAAACUGCAAGGAGAACACCUAUGUGAAGGGUUUCUGCUUCCUGUUUGGUUCCAACCUGCUGAGGCCACCCCAGCGGUUCCCAGAGAAACUCAAAGAAUGUCCUCAGCAGGAAAGUGACAUUGCCUUCUUGAUUGAUGGCUCUGGUAGCAUCAACCCCAGUGAUUUUCAGAAGAUGAAGGAGUUUGUCUCAACUGUGAUGGGCCAGUUCAAGAAGUCUAAAACCUUGUUCUCUUUGAUGCAGUACUCUGAUGGAUUCCGAACUCACUUCACCUUCAAUACUUUCAAGAAAAACCCUGACCCAGUAUCACUGGUGAGGUCAAUAAAACAGCUGAAUGGGAGGACACAGACUGCCACAGGAAUCCUCAAAGUAGUAACAGAACUGUUUCACAGCAGCAAUGGAUCCAGAGAGAAUGCCGUUAAGAUCCUAGUUGUCAUCACAGAUGGAGAAAAGUUUGGUGAUCCCUUGGAUUAUGAAGAUGUCAUCCCUCAGGCGGACAGAAAGGGGAUCAUUCGCUAUGUCAUUGGGGUGGGAGAUGCCUUCAACAAUGACAGAUCCCGCAAAGAGCUUAAUACCAUUGCUUCUAAGCCAGCUCGUGAUCAUGUGUUUCGAGUGAAUAACUUUGAAGCUCUGAAGACCAUUCAGAACCAACUUCAGGAAAAGAUCUUUGCAAUUGAGGGUACUCAGACAGGAAGCACCAGCUCCUUUGAGCAUGAGAUGUCUCAGGAAGGCUUCAGUGCUGCCAUCACCUCACAUGGUCCCUUGCUGGGCUCUGUGGGGAGCUUUGACUGGGCAGGUGGAGCCUUUCUAUAUACGUCAAAGGAUAAAGCCACCUUCAUCAACAUGACCAGAAUGGAUUCAGACAUGAAUGAUGCUUAUCUGGGUUAUGCGUCUGCAGUCAUCUUGAGGAACCGGGUCCCAAACCUGCUUUUAGGGGCACCUCGAUAUCAGCACACUGGCCUGGUGGUGAUGUUCAGAGAGAAUGCUGGUGCCUGGGAGCCCCACACUGAUAUCAAGGGCAGUCAGAUUGGCUCCUACUUCGGGGCCUCCCUCUGCUCCGUGGACAUGGACAAUGAUGGAAACACAGACCUGAUCCUUAUUGGGGCCCCCCAUUACUAUGAACAGACCCGAGGGGGCCAGGUGUCCGUGUGUCCCUUGCCUAGAGGGAGGGCUCCGUGGCGGUGUGAGGCUGUUCUCUACGGUGAGCAGGGCCAUCCCUGGGGUCGCUUUGGGGCAGCUCUGACAGUGCUGGGAGAUGUGAAUGGAGACAAGCUGACAGAUGUGGCCAUCGGAGCCCCAGGAGAGCAGGAGAACCGAGGUGCUGUCUACCUUUUUCAUGGAACAUCAGUCGUCAGCAUCAGCACCUCCCACAGCCAGAGGAUCACAGGCUCCCAACUUUCCCCUGGGCUCCAGUACUUGGGUCAGUCUCUGAGUGGGGGCAAAGAUCUCACAAUGGAUGGCUUGACAGACCUGACUGUGGGGGCCCAGGGACACAUCCUGCUGCUCAGAGCACAGCCAGUACUGACACUUGAGGCAACUAUGGAGUUCAAUCCCAAGAAAUUGGCAAGGAGUGUAUUUGAGUGUCAGGAACAAGUGGCAAGAAGCAAGGAUGCUGGGGAGGUCAGAGUCUGCCUCCGCAUCCACAAGAGCACACGUGAUCGGUUGAGAGGAGAUAUCCAGAGUACUGUCACUUAUGACCUGGCCUUGGACCCAGGCCGCCAGAACGCACGCGCCAUCUUUGAGGAGACAAAGAACAGCACGUGCAGGCACACGCAGACCUUAGGGCUGAUGCGGAAAUGUGAAAACCUGAAGCUACAGUUACCGGGCUGUGUGAACGACUCAGUGAACCCCAUCGUCCUGCGCCUCAACUAUACGCUGAUGGGGAUUCCCUUGCCUUUCUCGGGGAACCUUCGGCCAGUUCUGGCUAUGGAUGCUCAAAAACUCUUCACAGCCACGCUUCCCUUUGAGAAGAAUUGUGGCAAUGACAGCAUUUGCCAAGAUGACCUCAGCAUUUCCUUCAGUUUCAUGGACCUAGAUACUUUGGUGGUGGGAGAUCCCCGAGGCCUCAGUAUGAGACUGACUGUGAGAAAUGAUGGUGAAGACUCCUACGGGACUAAGGCCACCUUCUCCUACCCCCCUGGUUUGUCCUUUCGGAAGGCGUUGGUAGCUCAGAACCAGCACUCAAAGAGAUCCUGGCGCCUGACCUGUGAUUCUACCUCUUCUGCUGAAGGGCGUGGGGCUCUGAAGAGAACCACCUGCAACAUAAACCACCCCAUCUUCCCUGGCAACUCAGAGGUCAUUUUGAAUAUCACAUUUGAUGUGGACUUGGAUGCUUCCCUUGGAAACAAACUGCUCCUCAAGGCCAAUGUGACCAGUGAGAACAACAUGUCCAGCACCCACAAGACUAAGUUUCAGUUGGAGUUGCCUGUGAAAUAUGCUGUCUACAUGGUGGUCACCAGCAGUGAGAACUCUACCAAAUACCUCAACUUCACGGCGUCAGAGAUGACCAGUCAGGUCAUACAGCAUCAAUACCAGUUCAACAACCUGGGCCAGAGGAGCCUCCCUAUCAGUGUGGUUUUCUGGAUCCCUGUCCAGCUUAACCAGGUGCCUGUAUGGAGCCAUCCCGAGGUUGUCUUCUCCCAGGACCUCUCAAGUGCCUGUCAAACCGAGGAGAGAUCCCCACCUCGCUCUGAGUUCCUGAAUGAGCUUGAGAAGACCCCAGUGCUGAAUUGCUCUGUUGCUGUCUGUAAGAGAAUCCAGUGUGACAUCUCGUCCUUCAAUGCUCAGGAAAAAUUCAGUGUUGUCCUCAAAGGCAACCUCUCAUUUGACUGGUAUAUUAAGACUUCUCAUAACCACCUUCUGCUUGUGAGUACAGCGGAGAUCCUGUUUAAUGAAUCCGAGUUUGCCCUGCUUCCAGGACAGGGGUUAUUUGUGAAGUCCCAGACGCAGACCAAAGUGGAGCCACAUAUUGUUCACAACCCUCUACUGCUCAUUGUGGGGAGCUCCAUCGGGGGGCUGGUGCUCCUGGCCCUCAUCACUGCUGGACUGUACAAGCUUGGCUUCUUCAAACGGCAGUACAAGAACAUGAUGAAUGAAGCUGAUCCCCCAGCAGCCCCACCUCAGUAAUGGCCCCCUCUCCAUGGAGUGACCCCUCCAACAGCAAGCAGGACUCUGGUCAGGCCAACACACAGGUCCCUAGACUGCUGGACAGACAUAUCCUUUAGGAGGCUGAUGUAGUGAUGUCUUACACAGGAAAGCAAGCUUGGGCUUUCUGCUUAUGUGUGCGAGUUGUGUGUGGCUCAGACAUUUCUUGUCAUCAACAGACCCUCUUGGGUCAAAAGGAAUCUCUUGGCCUUCCUUGUGUGUGAGGAGAGAUGCUGAUGGGCCCUCCUCUGGGAGAGGUGAUGGCAGUUCUUGCAGAUGAGCAUAAAGGGAGAUGCUAUGGCUGUUGCUAAAGGAAGUGAGGUUUUCUUCCAUGGGUGCUGCAGACUUGAAAGAGCCUGGUGACCAGAAGGCAGUACUGAGCGUCCAGGAGAAGCUAGACGUGGACUAGAGAGCUGGUGAGCGACAGGAAUCUGUCAAAUCCACACCACAGAGUGCUGACGGGUCCCACAAAGAUGUCCAGUGAAGAAGGAUAAAUCUCCUUUCACCUCUUUUUUAUUGUUUUAAUGUUAUUUUUUAUUUUUGAAUCAACGAACCUGUCUGUAGGGUCAAAAUCAAAAGACAUUCAUGAGUAUGUAGAGAAAAGCUGGGGAUGUGGCUCAGUGGUAGAGCACUUGCCUACCAUGUGCAAGGCCUUGAGUCCAACCCCCAGCACUGCAAAACAAAAGCAAAGCAAAGCAAAACAAAACAAAACGAAAAAGAGCGUGUAGUGGAAAGUGGCUCUUCCUAGCGACACAGCUUCCCUCCUUAGGGGUAGUCAAGGCUAUGUGUUUUGAAUCUCUUUCACAAAGUUUAUAGGAUGUACAAACACACACGUACACACGCACACACACAUGCAUGCAUGCACGCUAUUUUAGGCAAAUGGUAACACUGUAUGCUAUGCAGCUUGUCUUUUCAUCAAUAUGCUUGUUAUUUCAUAUAAACUAUAAAUUGCUAUAGCUGCAUUUUAUUCCUCUGUGUGAGUACAUUAUAAUGUGUUGAACCAGUCUCCUUUGAAUAUAGUUCUUCCAACUUCUUGCUAGUGCAAAUGCUGAAUUAAUAAAUUGGAUAUAUCUAAUCUUUA